GGGCAGGCUGGGAAGAUGGAGAACUUCUCGGCCCUGUUCGGCGGCGCCGACCAGCCGCCGCCCGCCGCCGCCGCCGCCCUGGGCUUCGGGCCCGCCAAAGCGGCCGGGGCCGGGGCCGCGCCGCCGCCCGCCGCCUCCGCCGCCGCCGCCGCCGCCCCCCCGGCGCCCGGCGAGGGCAAGGCCGCCGCCGCCGGCCCCUUCUACCUGCUGCGGGAGCUGCCAGGCAGCACGGAGCUGACGGGCAGCACCAACCUGAUCACGCACUACAACCUGGAGCACGCCUACAACAAGUUCUGCGGCAAGAAGGUGAAGGAGAAGCUCAGCAACUUCCUGCCCGACCUGCCCGGCAUGAUCGACCUGCCCGGCUCCCACGACAACAGCAGCCUGCGCUCCCUCAUCGAGAAGCCCCCCAUCUGCGGCAGCUCCUUCACCCCGCUCACCGGCACCAUGCUCACCGGCUUCCGCCUGCACGCCGGCCCCCUGCCCGAGCAGUGCCGGCUGAUGCACAUCCAGCCGCCCAAGAAGAAGAACAAGCACAAGCACAAGCAGAGCCGCACCCAGGACCCCGUCCCCCCCGAAACCCCCUCGGACUCUGACCACAAGAAGAAAAAGAAGAAAAAAGAGGAGGAUCCUGAACGGAAAAGGAAGAAGAAAGAGAAGAAGAAAAAGAAGAACCGGCACAGCCCCGAGCACCCGGGGGUGGGCAGCUCCCAGGCCAGCAGCAGCAGCAGCCUGCGGUGAGGCCGCGUUGGUGCCGCCCCAGGGGGCUCUCGGGUGCCACCGACGGUCCCGGCCGACCCGCGACGGACUCGUCCCUCCUGCGGAGCGCAGCGGGGAGACCUGGGCAGGCGCAUCCCCACCGCGGGCAGCGAGGACGAGCCCCGCAGCCCGCGGAGGGCCGGGACCAGGGGAACGCGUGGACUGUGCUGGAGCUGGGGUCGGGAUGGCUGCCCUCAGCCCCUCGUACCGAAACAACCCGCUGCACUGAGGGCGCUCUUUUUUUUUUUUUUUUUUUUACUCACCUUUUAAUUAAAGUCUCUGCUCUAAGGAGGGGCUGGUGGCAGUGGCUGCUCUAACUGUCGGCUGGCAGACUUACCCGCAGGGGGAGCGCUGCCCCAAGGCGCCCCAGGAGCUGUUUCCUACAGGCUGGCUCCGGCCCGGGACUGAAGGCGCUGCAAAGCCUGGCAGCACCGGGCUCGGCACCCCGCCCCGGCCCCCGGCCCCCUUUUCCUUCCCUCCCCUGAGGAGGGAGGGAGAGCUGAGACACGGAGGGACACCAGGAGCCCUUCUCGGGAGCCUCUGUCCCCGGACACUAAAAUAAAGCACACGCAUGCCUGCUGGGAUGGCUCAUUAAA
Cygnus olor (mute swan) is the source of this 1355-nucleotide messenger RNA. RefSeq names its product mediator complex subunit 19 (gene MED19). The record is from RefSeq and is a predicted model, not a curated record. The transcript has 5 exons. NCBI's taxonomy places the organism in Eukaryota, Metazoa, Chordata, Aves, Anseriformes, Anatidae. Bases 16 to 741 code for a protein of 241 amino acids. Gene Ontology annotation, biological process: positive regulation of transcription by RNA polymerase II. Gene Ontology annotation, cellular component: mediator complex. Gene Ontology annotation, molecular function: transcription factor binding; transcription coregulator activity.